Molecule: messenger RNA, 934 nt
Organism: Sinocyclocheilus anshuiensis
Lineage: Eukaryota; Metazoa; Chordata; Actinopteri; Cypriniformes; Cyprinidae
Exons: 4
Coding region: 1-795 (264 amino acids)
Source: RefSeq, a predicted model, not a curated record
AUGGUUAAGAUCCCCAUCUUUAUUCCCAUUUACAGUAAGGGCGAAAAACACAAGGGUAUGGCCAUUGCAGCUAAGAGGAAAGAAUGUGUGGGCCUGGGAGAGUGGAUACCAUCCAUUGUUAACCAUUUAUGGUGGAGUGCCCAAACCUGUGAGGGUAAUGCUGAGGUGCUGAAGGAGAAGUGGGUGUCAGUAAUACACCAUGUUACCAACCGGCAUGACUGGCCAGGCAAUAAGCAUUACCAUAGAUGUGCUCAUGAGCCCCUUGAUGAGCUGACCGAGAGAACAAAGCUUUGGUUGAGUCCAGGAUCUGAAGCCCACAAAGCACUGGUGAGGACUGUUAAAGACAAGCGACUUUUGAAAGACCUGGACCACCUGACAAAGUGCAUCCACACUACAACACUAGAGGUGUACCACUCCAUGUACCUCAAAUACCUUCCGAAGAGAACAUAUUUUGGAUAUGAUGAGAUGAUCCAUGCUUCCAUGCUUGCUGCUCUGGAUCAUAACAACAAUGCAAUCAGGGAACAGGCAGUGUUUCAAGAUGGGGAGACUGUUGGUGAACCUAAGUUCAAAAUCUCCUGGAGCAAAGUUCACAAGUCAUUCAGAGCAAGACGGGUGGCUGUUAAAAAGGACUAUGGCUACAUGACGGCAAUGGUGGCAGAUGUUCUCUCCUCUGUGACAGCUUUAAAGCCGAGCAUGGACAUGACACUAGACAGAACACACAUCAUGGCACCACAACAAAGACCAUCCAGAUCACAGAUCAUAUUUCAGACACAGCAGUUUUCACAUUUCAAGUAGCUGCAUCUAUACAAACACAUUGCAUACACACCAGCAUUCUUCUCUGUUAGUUGAUUCAUAUCAACGGGACUUCUCUCUAACCCCAACUCUAACAAGAACCUGGAUGAUUGAGGAUCUUCACAAACCAGCAUUUUUCAAA